Cyclopterus lumpus (lumpfish) is the source of this 2692-nucleotide messenger RNA. RefSeq names its product ureidopropionase, beta (gene upb1). The transcript is spliced from 10 exons. Bases 239 to 1390 code for a protein of 383 amino acids. The record is from RefSeq and is a predicted model, not a curated record. NCBI's taxonomy places the organism in Eukaryota, Metazoa, Chordata, Actinopteri, Perciformes, Cyclopteridae. Gene Ontology annotation, molecular function: beta-ureidopropionase activity.
GGAGUGGAGUGGAGUGGAGUGCCCUCAACACAAACACAUGGGGUUAAUAAUUGACCCAACUUCCACGACCAGCCGCUGGACACACGCGGUCGGGUCUUCCUCCUCAAAUCCCUGAACGUGCGUCAGACUACGUGCAGGCACGGCUAGUUAAAUCACGAGCGUAUCAGAUAAAACGCGCAUCACGUCGGACAUCGCGCAGCAGCUGCCGUGAAGCCGCAAACCCGAGGAAACCGCAGAAAUGUCCGCAUGCGAGUUUGAAUCUCUGGAGGAAUCUCUGGAGUCGCACCUGCCAGAGGCCGAGCUGUCAGAGGUGAAGCGCAUCUUGUUCGGGAAGGAAACGCAGAAGUUGGACCUCCCGUCAUGUGCUGUGAGCGCGGCCUCUGAGCGUGACUUUGAGCUGAAGGGUUUCAGGUUUGAAGCUGCACAGGAACAACUGAGGCCUCCCAGAAGGGUCCGCGUGGGACUCAUUCAGAACCGCAUCGUCCUGCCCACCGACGCCCCCAUCCUGGACCAGAUCAAUGCCAUGCACAGCCGCGUUGGUGAAAUGGUUGAAGUGGCAGCCAUGUGCGGCGUAAACAUCGUCUGCUUCCAGGAGACCUGGACCAUGCCCUUUGCUUUCUGCACCCGCGAGAAAGAACCAUGGACGGAGUUUGCGGAGUCUGCAGAAGAAGGAAACACCACCCGCUUCUGCCAAGAGCUCGCCAAAAAAUACAACAUGGUGGUCGUCUCUCCCAUUCUGGAGCGAGAGGGGCUGCACAGCACUCUGUGGAACACAGCGGUGGUGAUCUCCAACUCUGGACAUGUGCUGGGAAAGAGCAGGAAGAACCAUAUUCCCAGAAUUGGAGACUUUAAUGAGUCUACAUAUUAUAUGGAGGGCGACACUGGCCACACAGUGUUCCAGACACAGUUUGGGAACAUUGCUGUGAAUAUCUGCUACGGGCGCCAUCACCCUCUCAACUGGCUCAUGUACAGUAUGAAUGGAGCUGAGAUCAUCUUCAACCCCUCAGCUACCGUUGGAGCGCUCAGUGAGCCCAUGUGGUCUAUCGAGGCCAGGAAUGCAGCAAUAGCUCACCACUGUUUCACUUGUGCAAUCAACCGUGUUGGGACGGAACAUUUCAAAAGUGAAUUCACAUCUGGUGAUGGAAAAAAAGCUCACCAUGAUUUUGGACACUUCUAUGGAUCCAGUUAUGCGGCUGCUCCCGACGGCAGCCGCAGCCCGGGGCUCUCCAGGACCCGCGACGGACUGCUCGUUGUAGAAAUGGAUCUCAACCUGAACAGACAAAUCAGCGACAAAUGGAGUUUUAAGAUGACUGGGCGGUAUUCUGAGUAUGCAGAGGAACUUACCAAGUCUGUGAGACCUGGCUUCAAACCCAACAUUGUGAAAGAGUAGAUAUUACACUAUAGGAGAGGUAACAAUUGUGCCUUCUUUAACAAAAGGUUGCUCUGAUGUCUCUAGAGGACAACAUGUCUGCCUCAAACAAAACUGCAAUAAAGUUAUUAUAUAUUGAUAAAAUAAAAAAAUGUAAGUUAGUACAUUAUUUCAGAAGAUGAGCCUUUUCAGUACCAGUUUGUUUACAACUGUUAAAAAAUAACAGAUUUUUAUAAUUUCCCAUUUAAUUUCCAAUAUACUAUGCUAAAAAAAAUUAAAAAAUAAACCACAUAAAUUAAACUAUUUCCUGCAUUUUAAUGUUUUUGUAUAGCAUAUAUUUGCCCCCGAGGAUAAACAUGAGAAAAAUGGCUCAAAUGGUAAAAACGCAAAUUGAAGCCAUAGUUUUAUAUUGAAGGCAAAAUAUGAAACAGAGUUCAGUUCUUAUCAUAGUGUUUAUAUUUGUUAGAUUGGUUCCAUCAUGUUGUCCCCCUAAAGUAUAACCACUGUUGUUUUUAACUGUACAACUAACUUAUCUUGAUUUCUUCAUUGAAGAUUUGACAAGACCUGGAUAGAGAAACGAGUCCAUGAAACUUGCUGAACAGCGGCCGCUUACGGGUUGAUGCUAAAUGCUAAAUGCUGAGAGUCAAAGUCAGUGAACUGACUCCAUUACACACUAUUAGCCACUGUAACCAUGAGGUGGAACCAGACCAUGUCAGGCAGGAGCGGUUGAGUGUAAUGACCUGAAUAAGAGUUUAAUAUAUUGCUUAUGAAUUCAGUAAGAGGAACAAUUUUUUGUCUUUACUUUUUUUUUUUCUUUCUUUCUUUCUUAAGAGGCUCCAAUAGAAAGAUGUUGGUAUUAAAUGAGCAUUUAGGUAACUUAAUCUGAUGAUAUGGAUUGAUUGUCCCAUCAGGUUAUUUUAUAUUUAGAAUAUGCAGAAAAAUACGCAAAAACUGGGAUGGGAUUUAGUUAAAAGAUAUCAAACUGCAUUUCAAAUUGUGUUUUGUAUAACCUAAAAAGAUAAUUUGAUUUUUCAAAUGUAUUAUUACUAAUAAAUCCGUACAUCAAAGAACUAACAUUUGAUUUUAUUCAAUCUCUGGCAAACUGUUAGUAUAUAAUUUAAGGUGCAAGUAUCUCAAAUACUCGCUUGUGUUUCAGGAAAAAAACAAAAACAAGGAUGGAGCGCAUGUUCAAAUCCUUCUUUAAUCAUAACAUAUAAUAAAUGCAGCUCUAUGUUUAAUAAAAAAUAAAGUUUGAGGUUUAAAACGUGCCGUUUAUUCUUACCAAAAAGAACAACAAGGAAGAAAUAAUUUUUGUAUAGAUUA